Aspergillus alliaceus is the source of this 1650-nucleotide messenger RNA. RefSeq lists its product as uncharacterized. The record is from RefSeq and is a predicted model, not a curated record. The transcript has a single exon. Lineage: Eukaryota; Fungi; Ascomycota; Eurotiomycetes; Eurotiales; Aspergillaceae. Bases 591 to 1052 code for a protein of 153 amino acids.
AAAAUAAAGAAGAAAAAGAGUUAAACCAACGGUUGAUCUUCUUCCCAGCCUUGCUUUUUAUUGUUUUCCAUUCGGCAAAAGAUUUAAUGCUUUCUUUCAUUUGCUCAGUUUCUCUCUCUUUUUUCUGUAACUCUACCCAUUCUCUCAAUGGUCGUUCAAACCGGCAUUCUCGCCCAAUGAUCCCCACGCAAGGCGGACACUACAUAUACGUGGACAGCCUCUCCAUAACUAAGAGAGAGAGAUAUUGAAGAAAAAGGAAAAACGAGACUCGACAUGGACACUUCCAUCGCCUUUUUAAACAUUUCUAUAAAAUACCAGGAAACCUUCUCCAUCGCUUCUGCCUCCCUUCCAUUCCUUCGUGAAUUCUUCGAUUCCAUUCCAGAGAUCGGGGGCCAUGUCUCUGUCAACGUAGUGCGACCGGAAUGUGAUCUGUACUCUGUGUCCCGGUGGACAGUCUACAAGAGCCUUACCCAAUGGCCCUAUGACCAUUGCACAGGUGUGUCGUCUCUUUGGCUCCCACAGUGGAGGAUGAAAGGAGAGAACCGCAAGCAAAACAAAGCUUUACUUCCCCCCAUAGACGAUGAAGUGGCAUGAAACGGUUCUUUUAUGCCCGUCAAUUGCCCCUCCAAACACGAGAUCCAGGAACAAAUCACAAAGAAUGCAGCCUAAUAAGCAGCAGCAUCGCAUCAUUUUUGCAACCCUAUCUAUGCUAUGCUACUCCCCAAGUGGAGUCUUUGAAGGCCAAGGCAGACCCGCCACAAGAACAGGUACAUACUUACUGGACUAACACCCACACGGACCCUAUUUUAUUCUUUUUCUCCUUUUUUUCUCCCGGUCUCCAGGACGACCCCGCCUCCACUUUCCAUUGGCCAUCUCACUGCCAACUCAUCACAUCCUGCUACUUAGCAGUAGUGCUCUCCCUCGGGGUGACAAAAUGUCCGACUGUCCAGCCCACUGAUUGGUCACAAUGUCAAUAUUCACUCCUGCCUAAGGAUCACUGCCUUAAUUCUUUCAGUUCCAAUAGUCCCUGUUACUGUUACUACUCGAAGUAGUAUCUAAGGGAUAAACCCAACUAAUUCUAUCAUUCAUCCAUUCCUUCACUCGCCUGACUAGAAGAAAGUUUGCUUUGCCGUUGGAUCAACAUCCCCAGCCACCGGACCAGCCACCGGCUCUGACUCCGUCUUUCACCACUAAGAACUAAUUUUUCCGGUCUGACCAAAUCAACCCCCAGAACCUCAUCGCCCGAGGUUAUACUUAGACAUGUUGUUUAUCGGCUGACUGGAACCGUGGAACGAGGGGCGGUCUACCCUUGGAUCCGGGGGACCCUUCACAUCGGUCGCCGGGAGUUGCAAAUCCGUAUAUAACUUGUUAAUCCACCAACGUUAUCUCUUUUCUCCUCCCGAUAUGUUCUAAUCUCCCGAUCUCCGUUCCCUCAAUUAGUCAAUUGCUCAAAGCAUGAACUCAGUGAGAACGUUCAGAGACAAUCGACCAAAACCCCCUCGUUUUAAAACCGUGAUCAAUCUCUUCUUAUUACGGGGGGGUUAUGGGGUAUGGGGGCAAAAGUACAGAAAUAGAUUGGGUUGCUGACCCUGCAGCCGCGGUCGGAUUGCAAAUCUUACUACCUAAGUCAUCAAGGGUGUACGCUGACAG